ACUUGCCAUUCUCUACACGCUCAACACAAUCCCACCAUGCCACGAAUCAACCCACUAGACCACCCCGAGAUUCUAUUCGCGGUCGGCGAAUGCAUCCCAGUCUUCCAGCGCCAAUCCGCGGAUUUUAAGUACACCCCGCAGACACUCCUUCGCUGCUGCCGUGUCUCCAAGUUCUGGCGCAAGAUCCUGCUGCCCUUCCUAUGGCGAGUGCACGACGCACAAGCGAUGGAUAAGGUUCCCAUGAAGGUCCUGACCAUGUACAGCCAUCAUUUCCGGUGGUUCUACACCGACCCUUUCGUAGCCCACUACAGCAAACUUCAAGCACCGAUCUAUACCCAGCUCCAAUUCCUCAUCAUGACUGCAUCUUUCAGCCCAGCAUUCGCGCUCCAGUUGAUCGGCGCAAACAAGGACUUGCAGCGCCUCAAGCUGUAUAAUAUCCGUCCUUUCGAAGAGAUGCCAGGGAAACCAGCACCGCCUCAGCAAACAAACGACCCAUCUGCAAACGAGAAGGAGGAAGGCGCCCAGGCUCCGGUUAAUCCGCGUACCAUAGAACCCCUGGCUCAUGUCCGGACGACACUACAAGAGCUUUCGUUGCACCGAAUAAAGUUAAGCGGCUCUGAUCUCCUACAGCUCCUGCGUCCGUUUGCACAAGGCAGUCUUCAGAGUCUGACGCUGGGGGAUCUCUCGGGAACGAACGAUCUCGGGGACUUGACCUUGGAGAACGUGAAGUACCUAGAUCUCUGCGACAACAAUUUGAUGGAGCCCAGUCUCGAGCACAUCGUCGGACACUGUCCCGCAUUGGAGCACUUGGAGCUGAUCUUCAAGGAUAUCAACGCCAUCAAGGACCUCAUCCACAUCAUGCAGGGGACGCUGGAGGUGGAGACAAAGAAGGAGAAGAUCAAGCGCGAACAAGAAGGCAGGAAGCGUCCGCAAUGGUCGCGUCCGCAGCUCAAAAUUCUCCACCUGUUCUCGCACCCACUCCCACAGCUCGUUUUAACAAAUCGAGUCAGCAACAACCCCAAAGUAUUGGCGCUGCUCCGCGCAUGUAGCAGCGCGUUCAAUCAUUCCAAAACCGGAUAUCAAGGAAGCCUUCGUGAGCUCAACAUUCAGCUCUGGGUGCUCGACGACAACGCACGGAAAGCGAUUGAGAUGCACCGAGAGAGCUUGGAGGUGCUUAAGAUCAGAAUCCUGAUACGCAAUCAUGGCCAUCGGCUUCCAAUUGCCGAGGCCCAUCAAGGACAAGAGAUUAGGCGGUUACUGAGGGUGUGUCAUCGCCUUCGAAAAUUUGAGUUCUGGGACAUGAAUUGGGAGGCGGACGUGAGUACGAUUAUGGAGGAUAUGAUGAAACGGAAGACCGACAGCAACAUCUUCGACGGUGACGACAGCUCGAGCAGUGAGAAGAGCGGAGACGACAUUAGUGGUGUCCAAACGAACAUCGACGGACGACAACGACGAGAACUAAAGGGUCGACCUACAGACGCAAUACGAAAUGCAGAACUGGAGAUUUUGGUACUGAAGGCUGGACUGUACCUGAUCUCUUCCGAGUCAGAAGCGGAGGAAGAGGACGAGAGAAUGUAUCCGGAUGUUCCUGCGGAUGCAUUCGCUCGCCAAGAUGGGACGUGCGCGUGGAAGAUGCCGAAACAAAAUUGGAACCCGAGGUUCAUUGACGGCGUUGAUAAUCUGUUGAACGUACGGUGGCACAGCUUUGAGCUGUUUGAGGAGACCGAUGUCGUCGCUGAGAGGGAGAAUGAGGGCGGCGAACUAAUUGGGGACUUUCUACGCUUCCUUGGGCCGUGGAGGGCACUGAAGAAGCUGGAGUUGGGUCAGCUCAAAUUCAUUAGGGCUGAGAACGAGAGAGCGAUCUUUGAUCACAGCGACCGAGGACUUACUUGUUGCUCGGUGGUUUAAGUUACUAUCUGGACUCAGUCUAGACAGAAGCAAGCGUGUAAAAUAGGCUAUAUGCCACACGGACAGUGUGAACACGAAUUUUUUUUUUUCGUGAACAGGUUGGGGACUGAAUAAAAUGCGCCGUUGCUGCUCUCCACGUUGUUCAGUGAAGCGG
Molecule: messenger RNA, 2062 nt
Organism: Gamsiella multidivaricata
Lineage: Eukaryota; Fungi; Mortierellomycota; Mortierellomycetes; Mortierellales; Mortierellaceae
Exons: 1
Coding region: 37-1908 (623 amino acids)
Molecular function (GO): protein binding
Source: RefSeq, a predicted model, not a curated record